CCGCCGAAGAGGUACAUCUACCUGUCUUUUGUACAUACCUGUACGCACGCGAGAGGAGCAGCCGAGAGUUCUUUUUUCCGGUGCUGUGUGUAGCCUCUGCUGGCGUCCUGCUCUUUCAGGGCAACGUGUCCAUAGAGGAACAACCGAGAGAGGGCGAACCGAGCCGAAGCUGUUGCGUCACUGUAUUGGUCGCCGUCGUCGUCGUCGUCAUCAUCGUCGGGUGCAGAACAUCUUCUUCAGGCACCGGACCGGACCAGCAACAGCUCAAGAAGGACGUCGUCAUCGCCACCGACGUCGCUCAUCAGUCAGUCGAUAACGCGAUUUUCCCGCAAAACGUUCUCUCUGUGCCGUCUAGCGCUGCCGAUUUAAUAUUAUUAUAUUCAAUCAAUUCAAUCCAAUCACCUGGCUCAUUAUUAUCGUCACUCAACAUUCGCGCCGUCAUAUCUUGAGUAUCGUCGUGCUUUUUCCAAGUAUCCAAAAGUUUCCUCGACUUGACAGUUUCGGGAAUUCCUGAAUUGUGCGUGAGAGUGCGAACGUGAGAUCAAGAUCGGUUCCUCGCCCGUCAACGCGUAUUUCACACGGUGCGAACACUUGCUAAGUGCUGCUUCCAAGUGGUCACGGUGAACUCCGUAGCGUUCGCAGUCGCGAUCCAUCCAAGCGUUCGCUCGCAGAAGUGCUCGUCGGGUUCUCGAUAAGUGGUGUUGAUGUUCUCUUGAAGAAACCAAAAUCCGUUCAGUUCGUCGAAGGAAGUCACCAUUCCAGCUGUCAAUUCCCGGCAAGAAGAAGUAGUAAAAGAAGAGCGAGAGAAGUGUGUCCUAACCCUCCUUCGAAUCCUGAUCCGUUCCUUAAGAAAAGUAAUUCCAACUCCCGGAGGAAGCGAACCGAAACGUCGAACCUGAGGGAACCUAAGAGUGCGCGUAGAGAGGCUUGUUGAAUACCGCGUAAAAAUUCUAGAUCUAUCAAAAGAUUCAACCGCGUGCGGAGAUUCGUCGUGACACGACACAAAACCAACACAGAAAACGACAACAGGAGAUUGUGUGCAAUUUAUCAAGAAAACAAGUAAUUAUUUAACUUAAAAGUAAGAUUUACACACUUAAGUAUACCUGAUCAAGAGAGAAGCGAAGAUUGUAGAACAAUCAGAUCAAUUGAGAUUGAUAUCUGCAAGGAACUUUUGUUGAGAUUUGUUUUUGUUUUAGAAAAACUGUAGAAGGGAUUAGCGUGUUUAUGAAAAGGUAAAUUUAGCGAAAGAUAAAGCGAUAGUUAAGCCGUUGCUCAAUAGUUAAGCGAGAGGAUAUUUUGUGAGCGUUUUAACCAAAGAUUUUCUGUCUUAGAGAUUCAAUAAUCGUCGUUGUCGUCGUCAUCAUCAUAUCGUUGUGAACAAUUUUUCCCGUUUAAAUUUAGAAAAAAUCGUGCAAUAGGCAAAUUGAGCCUCCUCACUAAAGAGACAAUCAAAACUAGAAAAAAAAAUACGAUCUAGCGGUUCUAGAUCAAUACCUAAAGCAUACUUAAGUAGUCGCCAAACGAGAGACAAUCCACAUAUCAAACAAACGGUUCGUGUAUAUCAAGCUCGUACGGCAAGCUUGUCCGGAUUCUGACUUUGAUAAGUCCACGUAACGAAGAGAACCCAAGAAGGGGGUACACAGAAAACUCGUUUUCAUAUCCCGUCUUUCUUCGCGUUUCCUCGCUCCAUUCUGAAGCUAAUAUCCAGCAACAACAACAACAGAAAACUCUUGCGCGUCCUCGCCGUUUACAUUCCGGUCCAUCUCUCGCCCAUUCAACGCAUUGUUUUGCCACUGUGUGAGUGAGCGAGUCCAAGUGAUCCACCCGAAAAAAAAACUCCCCGAAGAACGAUAGCCGCAAAAGAAGAAGCAAUUGUUUACACCGCGAUCACCGGGCUCUCGAUCGGUGGAAGAAAAGAAAAAAAAGCAGUCGAAGAACUCCACACGGCGACGACGAAGUAAGAAGAACGCCGCCGCGGCCGUCGAAGUAAAAAACCGGUUAUACAUAAUCAAAAAUAAUUACAAUCGAUACAGGCAGCCACAGGCUUGGUCGUGAACUCUCUCGUUUUGUGUGGUUGGGCUGAUCGCGCGUCUCUUCAUUGACUCUGUCUGUGCUGGAGAACGACUCGUCCCGUAUUCUCGGUUCUUGGCUACUUGCUUAUUAUAUAUAAAUAACAGAAAAGACGUGCAAAGGUGAGGACAAAGAGGAAAACGAAGCCGAUAACUUGCUUUUUUCCUCUGUUCUCUGUUGUCUAGUUUCGUGGACCAAGUCAAAUCCAUUUCCACCACACAACAUUGCUCGGUCGGUGUAUUUUUAGAAGAGUUGUAGAAUAUUUCCAAACAGUUCCAGCGAGUUAAGAGCGAGAGAGAAGUUGUAAAAGAAACGAAUGUGAGCAAGUGCGAUCGUGAAGAAUAGAGGAAAUAAUUAUCUCGAAUCACAAAAAAAAAACUAUAAAGUUAAGGUUAGGAGCGGAAAAACGAGAAAAGUUUACUAGAAUUUUUUGCUCUAGGACAAUCAUACUGAAUAACAGACAAUUUUAGACUGUAAGGCCCAAAUAGGCGUUAGGAGAAGCGUUUUGACAAUCAAUUCAAUCGCUGUUCAGACCAAUCCGGACUUCGAUCAGUCGUCCGGUUAUCGAGUCGUGUUUCCAAACUCUGACAAUCUCUAAAAUUUUCUAAAACUUUACAAUCUCUCAUAGAAGUUAUACACACUUUAGACACAUAUCUAAUACGUAGUGAUCGUCGCAUCUGACAAUCGUUCUUAACCUUCGACAAUCUCUUGUAUCUCUUGAAAUUUCCGCCUCUGGAAGGCACAUUAGCAAGUAAAAAGAUAGUUCGUAAGGCAGAUUAGAAACACACAGUUCAAUUACGUAGAUGCAUUCCAGUUAAUCGAAGACAGUAGCUGUCCUCAAGCGCGACUGUUCGCGAAGUCUGCAAAUCAAUCUCCGCAACUCGCGACCAUUCACGUCACCACGUAUUUCCGACCGGGUCCAAUCUUCUGUCCCCCCUUUAUACCGCCACCGCCGCCGCUAGGUGUCGCCGCCGUCGCCUCGCCGCCCUCCGUAGUCAGCCAGCCGCCGCCACCACCUCAGCCUCAGUUCGGUUCGAAUCCUUCCCUACCGCCGGCCCCUCAACCCUACCCGACGCAUCAAUUUGCGACCCCGCUGUACCCUCCCAGUUGCAACUCGACCCCCCCUUCAACCCCCUGUUGCAACGCCGCUCAACAGUUGUGCUACUGCGGUCACUGUAGCUACCAACCGCCGCCGAGCAUUCCACCGACCCUGAUUCUCAGCCGCUUUACCGAGAUCAAUCUCGGCCCGCAACAGCACUUCGGCAAUCCAAACCAGCAGCCCACCGGCACCACCAUCGGAUCGCUAAGCGGAAGCGAGCCCAGUCUCAACAUUCCCACCGGCAAAGAAAUCAUGCGAGGUAGCGACGAACUCCUCAGUCAGGCAGCAGUCAUGGCACCCGCAUCGGACAACAACAACCAGGAUCUGGCCACCAAGAAGGCCAAGCUGGAACCAAACACGGUGAUCGGCGUCGGUGCCAUCACGAAACCAUCGCGGGUGGUCCACAUCCGGAACAUCCCCAACGAGUCGAGCGAGGUGGACGUCAUGCAUUUGGGAGUGCCGUUCGGGCGCGUCACCAACGUCCUGGUCCUGAAAGGCAAAAACCAAGCCUUCCUGGAGAUGGCCGAUGAAAGUGCCGCCACCAGUAUGGUCACCAUGUUCACCGCCACGCCACCGGUCGUCCGCGGCCGGACAGUCUACGUGCAGUUCAGCAACCACCGGGAGCUGAAGACCGACCAGAACCAUACCGCCACCAACGUGUCGCUGCAAGCUCAGGACCUCACGCAAUCCCCAACCGGAUCGCCACUGCCACUGGCACUCGACCAUGCCAACACCAACUCGAACCCCGGCACCGGUACCCUGGGCGGUGCCACGACACAGGGCGGCCCGAACACCGUGCUGCGGGUCAUCGUCGAAUCGCUGCUCUAUCCGGUCUCGCUGGACAUCCUGUACCAGAUUUUCCAACGGUUCGGCAAAGUGCUCAAGAUCGUUACAUUCACCAAGAACAACUCGUUCCAGGCUCUGAUCCAGUACCCGGACGCAGCCACCGCCCAGCUCGCCAAGCAAACCCUGGACGGCCAGAACAUCUACAACGGAUGCUGCACGCUGCGCAUCGACAACAGCAAGCUGACGUCCCUGAACGUCAAGUACAACAACGACAAAUCGCGGGACUACACCAACCCGACGCUGCCGUCCGGUGAACCCGGCAGCGACGUCAUCGCCAGCGCCGGCGGGCUGGUGUCGGCCGGCGAUCUGCUCCUGCUGGCAGCCGGCCAGCGCCCGCAGCUGGCCCGGGACCGACUAGUCAAAUUAGACAAAUCUCCCUACUUUCUAGUGAACGGCUUAGCGACGCCCGGUGUCAUUCCACCAUUCGGUCUAGGUCUGGGAACGCCAGCCCUCGCAAGCGCGUACGGCGGGGCCCUGCCCAAUCUCGGUGCAUUCGCACUGGCCUCGAACGGUGCCCUCGGAACGCCGAACCCGGCCGUCCUGCGGGGCCUCUCCAACGUACUGCUGGUGUCCAAUCUCAACGAGGAGAUGGUCACGCCUGAUGCUCUAUUUACCCUCUUUGGGGUGUAUGGUGAUGUACAACGUGUAAAGAUACUCUACAACAAGAAGGAUUCAGCACUCAUUCAGAUGGCUGAACCUCAUCAAGCGUAUUUGGCUAUGACCCAUUUGGACAAGCUCCGCAUCUGGAACAAGACGAUCCGCGUAAUGGCCAGCAAGCAUCAGGCGGUGCAGCUGCCGAAGGAGGGUCAGCCGGACGCCGGCCUGACCCGGGACUAUGCCCAGAACCCGCUUCACCGGUUCAAGAAGCCAGGCAGCAAAAACUACCAGAACAUCUAUCCACCGUCUGCCACACUGCAUUUAAGCAACAUUCCAGCUACCGUCACCGAGGAGGAGAUCAAAGAAUCCUUCACCAAGAACGGCUUCGAAGUCAAAGCUUUCAAAUUUUUCCCGAAGGACCAUAAGAUGGCCCUGAUACAGCUCAGCUCGAUCGAGGAAGCGGUUUGUGCGCUGAUCAAGAUGCACAACUACCAGCUAUCGGAAUCAAACCAUUUGCGCGUCAGUUUUUCCAAAUCCAACAUCUAAGCGCAUCCCCGGUGUCGAAUGUUCGGAUAGCAUGCUCCACCAGCAAACUACUUUAAAAGUAAUGUCUACUACACCCAGAUGAUGAUGAUCCCUUCCCCUCACACACAUACACACAUCGUUAUCGUCGUCGUCUAGUGUUUAGAAUUCAUCAUCAAUCAUCAUACUACGUUCUUUAAUGGAUAGGAUUUUAGGAAGAACCCCGAAACCUGCUCUCAACACCUCUCAGCACAGCUGUACACACGGAACACACUGAACCGAAACACUGGUUUGAUUUAUUAUAUUAGGAAUGGAUUACUGACGGACUGUAUCAGUAAGAAGUUUACACACUCACACACCCACAAAAAGAGCAGCCGCGCGAGCAGAUGAGACUGAUGGAUCGAUUUUGGGUAACGGAAAGGAGGAAGCUGGAACAGGAAUGAAUACAGAAGAGCGAGGGAAACAGAAUGGGAUUCGAGGGAGUGGAAAGGUCGAGUUCGUCGUCAUCUCUUACACACAUACACACAUAGAAGCAUACCACUAGAAAGUACCACUUAUGAAAAAAAAGAAUCAAAGCUACCCACUAUAGUACUACUAUACUUUAAAAUCUACACUCUAAACGAAAAAAAAAUAUCUUUUCUCAGUAGUUGUUGUACACCGCAAAAAGAAGUAAUAUAACGUUUGCUGCGCCAUUGCUCUGAUCAAAAUGAAAAUGCGUUGACACCGAAAUGGGGCUUGGCCAAAAACUCACACACACGGAGCAAAAGAAUCCUACACUGAAACAAAAAAAAACAAUGUAAAUUGAAAAAUAUGUAAUCUUUUUACCUUAGAACAAAAAGAUGAUAACAAGAAGCGUUAAAUGGGAACAAAUUAUACCUAUAACAAAACAAAACUAGAGAAAAAAAAACUAAUCUUAUCAGUUCAGAGAAACCAGAUGUAGAUGUCGGAGAAGUGGAAAGAGAAUUUAAUUCAGUGGUGUGACAGAGACGGGGAAGCGAGGGUCUCUGGUAAAAAAACAAGCUAUAGCAAAACGUAUAUUUAAAUGUACAUCCUAAACACAGGAACAAGUAGUUGAAUUUUCAAAUGUGUGUCAAGUCGAAAACUAAAAACAAAGGUGAAAGUCUUAAAUCUAGGCCGAGGCAGAUCUGAACUAUUGAAUAGUAGAAACAAUUUCAAACCAGUAAAGCAAAACUGAAUGCUUUACGGUAAUCGGGGCGCCGGAGCAACGACGCUUUUUCUCGGAAUUAUUCGCAUUUCACUUCCAGUUUGUUUCGCGGUUCCCCCCUGAAUGAGGAAACAAAACAAGAAAAAAAAAAACUAUGGUUAAACUAAUGCGCUACAUUUAGAAAUUUAUUAUUACUACUUUUAAAUCGCUGUUCAUAUCUUAAAACAAACUAUUCUUUAACGUAAUAUGUGAAGCAAACAAACAAACAAAAAAACGUGAAUUAUGAAUCUUGGUGGCUGGUUUUUUAUUACUAUUUGUGUUAGAUUUUACCUACUUUUAACCUACUACGUAAAUCUUAAUUAGUCUACUUCCUUCUUGUUUUUUUUUAAAUGCAAUCACACUCACACAUUUACAAGUAUGGCGACGAUCUGUUAUAAAAUAAAAUAAAAAAGAAAACGAGAGAGAGAGAACGAGAAUGAGCGUGAACGUGAGGCAGCGAUAGAACGCGAACAGCAGCAGCAGGAGAAGGAGUGGUAGUUCGAGGGAACUCGAAGGAAAAUAAUUACACUACUGUAUUAUUAACAGAUAGUUAGAGUCUAGUUUAUGAAGUAUAUUUUUUUUAUUUUUACAAUUUAUUAUAUUUAAAUUUAAAAGCGAGGAGAAAGAAGAACGCAUGGAAUUAUGCAGAUGACGCAAAGGAAACGACGAAUAAUUUCCAGUAUUGUUUAAUUGUAGAAUUGUUAUUGAUUGGUGGAAUAGACGCGCGCGCGACUUGGGAGGGGCAAAUCUAGGAAAGGCGGGAUGGGACGGUUUCCUGUCCCACGUAAGGAAAUAGAAUUCAAAAAAAAAAAUCGUUGAUAAAAAAAUGUCCCACAGGCCUAGUGCACCACGCGACGAUCGACCGUUAUUUACACUCUAAGUUGUAGUUAUUUAUAUCGAUACAUUUACAUUUUUAGUGUGUAAGGCGGGAAGGAAGGCGUAUAGAACCAGGUGAGAUUCGUAUUUUUUCUCUGUCUUAGUUGCAAUAGCCUUCCACCGCGAGGUUGACAAACAGUUGACCGAUCAACCAAUCAACCAACCAACCACGCAUGGACGUGGCCAGGGCAAAGAAUCUCAGGUAUAGAAUUGUGCACCCCGAGCACCCCGAUGGGCACUUGGCGGCGGCUGGUGGCCUCGCGGUGGAAUUUUCGGCGUUCGUUCGCCGGAAGCGAGCAUCAUGAUUGUGAUUGUCGAAUCGUUUAGAAUAUUGUGCGGUAAUGUAAAUUUGUUAGGGUUAUUAUUAUUGUUCGGAAUCGUUUUUUUUUUGGAUGGUAAGGGAACGGUUAUUGUGGAGGUAUGGAAUUGGUAUCUCUCAAGUGUGGAUCGCUUUCCGCCUCAUAGGAAAAUGUGAUUUGCUUUGUGAUCAUUUGCCAAAAAGAAUGCGCGUGAGGAGGAUAAAAUCUGCUGAAAUACUUCUAAAUUUCCAUCUAUCAAUGCGUUUUCUCCUUUCAACUAUUUUUUUCGACAACCACAAAUCGCGUGAAUAUCAUUAAAAUUUCUGAAUUUGGUUCGAACCUAGCGAAGGUGUAGCAACAAUAAAUGUCGAGAAAAAGUGCACCGUAAAUGCAUUAGCACAGAGGCAGGAUCUUCCGCACACUUGAAUCGUAUUUGCAACAGAGAAUCCAACAGUUGAGAGUUUGUUCACAAAACUUACCGCAUCUUAUUAGAAUUUCGAAAUAACAAAAGUUCGAACUAAGUCAAUUAUGAGUUUUUUCCGCAUUAUUAGGGCGAACUCAUUCGGACUCGCAUUGAGUCCCGAAUCAUUCAUGCUACAAAGCCCUUGAUAUCGUACUUUUUACAGCGGUACAAGUCCUCGAGCUCGAAGGUUUAAUUUGUUGAUGGACCAUUCACUUUUCGUGUCAAAAAAUAGAUGUCGAAUUGGUCGCUUUGAAAUUUCAUAAUCAUCGUGUAAAGCUAUCAGUACACUGUUUGUCAUAAUGACAAAUAUUUGUCAAGUCAGCCUGAUAUCCAUGUCGAUUUCUAAUCGGUUUGAUAGAUGUCCGGAUCAACUUGACAAAUAUUUGUCAUUAUGACAAACAGUGGACUGCGGGCUUAAGAACUGGAAAUGUCGCAAUUCGACAAAGCAUUAAUCAUUGAUAGCUAUAUCACCAUUGGAGUGAUUGUUGUCCGAUGUCCAAUUUUAAGCUCUGGCUCUCCGGCAUUUUAAGCCCAUUUACUGCCUCUUUGGCUGAAUAUUCGACGACAUACCGACUCGAAAGUGACAGAAUAGGUGUCGAAUUGACAACGAGAAUUAAUAAACUGAACUGGAUUGAUUGUGGUUCGUACAAUUCCAGCUGUUGGAUUCUUAUCAGCAUUUUUUAACAUCAUUUUCAAGUGCGAUCGCCAGUCAACGGUGCAGGAUUGGUGGUCGGAUAGGCUGAUCCGCCCCAAAAAAAAUGAGACAACAAAACGUGUCAAAUCAAACAGGUAUAACCCCGUUGCGGUGCGGUGAGAGAAAAUCAAUCAUAUUUUGUAACGAAAAAAAAAACUGCUGAAAACAAUCAUUCGAAUGCGUGUCAGAGGUGAGAAUGAGAGCAUAUUAUGGAGUGCGUGUGCGAGAGAGUGAGAGAAAAAUGCGUGACAAUUCAUCAGAUGAAACAGAGAAUACAAAAAACACUGCGUUCACAAAACAAUGGAAGCGUACUCUCUCACGCGCGGAAGCAGUCGUACAUAAGAUCAAAACAAACCAUGUGACAGACAGAUAGUAGGCGUUGCAUUUUGAGCUUAUCGAAGAAAAUCAAAGCGAAGCAGAUGGUGAACACUAACUUAAUUAGUAAAACAAAAAUCGGUAACUUAUAUAUCUGAGCGACACAAAGUAUUGGAAACUGAAGGAAAUUAUAGUAAAAUUAAACUAUAGAAAGUGGUGAUUAAAUCAUUAAAACAGUUUUUAUGAUUAUUAUGAUAAAUAAAGGUAUAUUGAAAACUAUAUAUUUAGAGUAUUAAUCUACAUUUAAAAAGAAGUAGAACAGGUGUAAAGCAGAGAACGCGGGACGAUCCAAAUUCAAACGGACGAUAAACGUAAAAAAAGAAUGGAUAAACACAAACGCUAGGAAAAAUUGAACAAACAUAUUUACACAUACAGAAUAAGGCGGAAGGCGAGCAAAGGUGACAGAAGUUUACACAAAGAGACACAAGUGAAAUCAUACGAACUCAGAGCCCGCCGUCGCUGCCCGCCUGUCAUCAUGGGACGAAAGGGCCAAAAUGGGAGGGCAAGCAGACACAGAGAAAUUCGAAUAAUGAAUAUGAGAAAUCUCGACAAUCAGAUGAUGUUAUAUUUUAGCGAUAAAUCUUUAAUCUUCAAACUCUAUUAUUAUAUACUAUUGUAAAACAAACAAGGAAAGACGUGAACAUUUUCUUAUACACACAUACCCACUAACACUUACACAAGCCGAAAAAACAAUCGUAAGGAGCGUUACACGCUUCGCACAUGCGAGUGAAAAGUCUUCUAUGCACUCUGAAAUGGAAAUACAGAAAUAUAUACCCCACAAUCACACACUGAAAUCAAAUCAAGUAAAUAGAUAUCAACUAAACUAUAUCUUAUUAGCUAUGUACUAGUAGAGCGCAAUGUUUGAACGAUUGAGACAAACCGUUUGCAUAAACCUCUUUUAACCCCUUCUAAAGGAUGGAGAAAAACGUAUCUAUUAAUUUUACUUUUGUUUUACUCGGUAUUGUACACAAACACACUUACAAUUUUACGCUAUUAUUGAUUGUUGAUAACUACACUCUCAUCAAUAGACAUGCUGUCACACGCAAUCAGAACUCUCACCUUCUUCAAUCUUCUUAUUAGUUGUUAGUGUGAGAACAAACAUAAAACCAACCUUGCGAAGAGAGCCGAUGGACAUAGACAGCAGCGGAGCUAGAGAAAGUGAGAGAUAAUUAUUAAAGAGAUUUCAAAGCAAACAAACACACUAAACUGGAAACGAUCAAAACUCGUGUUAUCGAUGCUAGCCAGAAGAUGUCGUUUAGAGAGAUGUUUUUUAGUUAAAAUAAGCUUAAACACCAGACAGAAGAAAAUGGGAUACAACUGAACUGUUUAUUUAAUGUUAAAUCUAAGUGUUAUGCGGUAGAAACAAAAACCAACAAAAUGACAAAAGGACAGUGAAAAAAUCCUCUGCACAUCAGAGAUAAACUCUUCAUUUCUUCAUGAUUUUUUUUUUAAUUUCCUGCAGGUAUUUUUUCGGGUUUGUUUACAGAAUAUUUGUAAUUAUUUCCUUAGCUUAAAAAUCAAACAAAAAUGUCUCAACACUACACACACUUACUUCAUAUUAGGAAAAUAUCAAAAAUUCUAUUCCACGUUUAAUGUUGCUCUGCGGGAAUGUAGGCAACGUGUAGAACCUAAUCUUUACAACUGUAUUGUAAACACGCGGAAUCAAAACACAAACAACUAAGUAAAAAUAUCAAAAAAACUCAAACAAAAAAAACUUAUAUCAAUGUAUUUGCAAUUUAAUCGAAUAAGACAGCGAAAAUUGCUGACAAACUGAUGGAUGACGAUGUUCGUUCGUACUACUGCGUUUAUAAAACACAAAACAAAUUCCAGACCUUGUAGCGAAGACAAAAAAAAUGAAGAGAAGAAAUCUGAAAAUGUGUACGUGCGGGCGUGCGCUCGCACGCACGUGCACCCACAGACGCGCUUGUAAGUGUAGGAUACCUAUAUGAAUAUAAUUUGCAUAGACCGCCCCUCCCAGCAUUAGGAUGUGCAUUUGUGGCAACUGAAAUAAACGCGAAACAUGAUUUUUUGCAAUAUACAUA
Messenger RNA from Armigeres subalbatus, 11087 nucleotides. RefSeq names its product polypyrimidine tract-binding protein 1 (gene heph). Gene Ontology annotation, cellular component: nucleus. Lineage: Eukaryota; Metazoa; Arthropoda; Insecta; Diptera; Culicidae. Gene Ontology annotation, biological process: regulation of RNA splicing; mRNA processing. Gene Ontology annotation, molecular function: mRNA binding. Bases 3422 to 5158 code for a protein of 578 amino acids. The transcript has 11 exons. The record is from RefSeq and is a predicted model, not a curated record.